Messenger RNA from Dentiscutata erythropus, 419 nucleotides. Lineage: Eukaryota; Fungi; Glomeromycota; Glomeromycetes; Diversisporales; Gigasporaceae. The record is from the annotation of a GenBank genome assembly.
AAAGGAUUACAAUUUUGACUAGAUCUUCAUCUCUAAAUGUUGAGAUUAACAGUCAACCGGACAAUCCACCGACAUAUGAAGAGGCUGUUACCAAUACUUCAAGAAUAGAUACAGAGUUAAGAAAUCAUUUGUCAGAACAAGUGGCAAAUGAAGUAUAUCAACGUCUCGAAAGCAGAAUUAAUUCACUCGAAGAGACAAAUUUAACUCUAAAAGAUAGAGUUAAUUCAUUAGAAGAUACAAAUAAAUCUUUUAAAGAGACGAAAAAAGAUUUAACAAAUUUUAUUUAUUUAUUAUUUUUAAUUAUUUGUUUUGGUAGUUUCUAUAUUUACAGAAUCAACGAAAUUAAUUCAACUUUACUUCAUAAUUCUGUUGAUGAUAGAGUUAAAAAAGAACAUUUUUGUAGAUUAUUAAUUGAAUUA